CGUGCUCUUUUUUUCGUUGAGCUGCAGACAUAAGAGGUUCGGGAAUUGAAAGCGUCUUGUUUUUAGCAGGGUGUCAUUCAAAUCUCCAGUUCCUCCAGUGACUGAAGAAGAGCCCAGCUUUGGGAUUGGGUAGCGAGGAUAUAGCGUAACAUCCCCCUCCUCCUCUGUGGAGAAUUGCGUUAAAACGAAAAAGGAAAGGCCCUGCGCUUUAACAAAAUAACAGAACACAGUAGUUUUUUGUUUUUGUUUAGUUUUUCUUACUUCUAUAUUAAACGAGGACGCGUUGCUGGCCGGUGUAUGUGUUUAGAAUGGGACACGCUGAAGGUCCAGUCAAAGAAAAAGACAGUUAAGGAUGCCGGAGCCCAACAAUGGAUUUCUCCUUCUCUUUCAUGCAAGGGAUCAUGGGAAAUACAAUUCAGCAACCCCCUCAGCUUAUUGACUCAGCCAACAUCAGACAGGACGGCACCUGUGACACCGGCAGUGACCCGGGCGAGGAUGGCGGGCCCUCCUAUGAUGCGGCCCUGGAUGCAGACUUCUCCUAUCCGUCCUCCGCGUCAGAGGACCUGCCGCACGUCUCCAACGGCUACCCUCCUGGUCUGGGCAUGUACGAGCCACAGUCCAAGUUCUCCAUGUACUCGCAGUUCCCGAACGGCUCGGCUAACGGCUACGGGGCCAUACGCAGCUAUGCGGAGCACGGCCUUCUCAUGCCCGGGGAGGGGACAGUUCUAAGGGGCCCCGGCCUCCAGGAAAGACCACGCUCUCCUGUUUCGCCACCGCUGCCCACGCAUCACCCGCACCUGCACCCUCACCUCCCCCAUCAUCAUCAUCAUCACCACCAUCACCACGCACACCACUUCCUGUCGAACACGCCCCACAUCCAAAGCCACCCGCAGAGCCCCCCACCAUUGCCCUUGCCCACUCAACACCACUUGCCCCACACGCCUCACAUCAUGACCCACACACUGCCUCCUCCUCCACCCUUGCACCUGCCCUCGUCCAGCCCACCCCCCUCUCUUGUGGACAGUACCCCCUCCUCUCAGCCUGUCCAACCCCCCACACCCAGCGUCCCGGGAGGGGUGCUGAAGAAAACCAGCUCCCCGGAGAUCAAACUGAAGAUCAUUAAGACGUAUCAGAAUGGCAAAGAGCUGUUUGAAUCUGCACUGUGUGGAGACUUACUGCAAGAACUGCAGGAAUCUCAGAAGAACGAGGCGGCUCAGGUGCAGCGCCGACAUGAGAGGAAGAAAGAGAAGAGGAAAAAGACGACCAAGCUCCAGCUACACAUCCAGGAGGCGAGUCUGGAGCACGUCCAAGGCCUUGCAGCUACCGCAAGCAAGACAGAAGACGCCUACGACCUGCCGCAGCCAAGAGAAGUACCACUGACCCAGACAGAAAAGCCUCAGAAGACCGUUAUCAAAACUGAGCCAAAGACACCAAAGGUUCCUAAAGUCAAUCAACCCUCUGUGAUCCAAGAGACUGGAUUCUGUAAGGAAUUUGUGAUUGGAGAUCUAGUGUGGUCCAAGGUGGGUACUUACCCAUGGUGGCCUUGCAUGGUGUCAUCUGACCCACAGAUGAAGGUCCACACACGUAUCAACACCAGAGGUCACAGGGAAUACCACGUCCAGUUUUUUGGAAGCGUAGCAGAGCGAGCGUGGAUCCACGAGAAGAGGAUCGUCAUGUACCAGGGCAAGGACCAGUUUGAUGAACUCCAAACGGAAACGCUACGAAAGACCACAAAUCCUGUGGAAAAACACAAACUCCUGAAGCCAAUCCCUCAGAGGGAGCGUGCUCAGUGGGAAGUAGGUGUGGGCCACGCAGAGGACGCUUUCCUAAUGACGCGCCAGGAGCGUAUCGACAACUACACUUUCAUUUAUGUCGACCCGACCCCCAACGAGGCACAGUCUGCGAAGAAAGCCAACGGGCGGGCUGAGAAGCGGAGCCGGCGCUCCAGCGGCUCAACCAACAAGAAGGACGAUGGCGGAGUGAAGUCGCCAGACAGAGAGCAGCCACCGAGAAGACAGCUGCCACGUCGGCAGUGUAGUAUUUCCAACACGGACGACUCCCAGGCCUCAAAUGAGAAGAUGAACCUGAGGGGGGACCAGAACAAGGCAGACUCUCCUAAACAGGAUUCGGAUGCAGGAGCGCAGCAAGAUUCUCCACCGCCGGUCAGGGCGUGGAAAACUGCAGCAGCAAGGAAGCUGCUGCCUCUCUCCAUCACCAUGAAGAGACUAAAUGUGGAGAUCACAAAGUGCGACUGGCCUCUCCUGCAGAAGAAAAUCGCUCCUUCACCGAAGAAAGAAGUGGAAAAGGAGGAUGAUGACGAUGACGACGAUGAGGAGCGAGUGGAGGGAGAAGGCAGGCAGCCGGAUUUGGGCUACUGCUCACCAGAGCAGGACAGAGCUAAACCCGAACCCAGCCCAGAGGAGGAGGAAGACGUAGAUGACAUGGAAGAAGAGGGGGAGGAGAGGAGAGAAUCCCCCGCAAGUCGGAGGAGCGAGGAGGGAGGGACGCAGCCAACAUCUUCUCCUGGCUCUCAUCACAGCAGUCCACAUGGUUCUCAGGAGAGGAAGCUGCAGCGACGGUCAAUCAGGAGCAGGUCAGAGUCUGAGAGAGGGAAUGACCCCGUACCUAAGAAGAAAACCAAGAAGGAACAGGCGGAGAUGGCUCCAGAGGCCACACCGAGGGCAGGUUCCCAGAAAGGAGCCAGUGAGAUAUCUGAUGCAUGUAAACCUCUGAAGAAGCGAAGCAGAGCUUCCACAGAUGUAGAGAUGGCAUCAUCCCAGUAUCGAGACACAUCGGAUUCAGACUCGAGAGGCCUCAACGAUCCACAGGGUUUAUUCGGGAAAAGUCUUGAUAGUCCAGCAGCUGCAGACGCAGAUGCCUCAGACACUCAGUCUGUGGACUCUGGCUUGUCUCGUCAAGACAGCAGCACCAGCAAGAGGGACACCGUCUGCCAGAUUUGCGAGGUGUACGGUGAGAAUUUGGUGCUGUGUGAAGGUGACUGUAACAGGCAGUUCCAUUUGGAGUGUCUCGGCCUAACAUCCAUACCUGAAGGACGGUUCACCUGCCUGGAAUGUAGAAACGGCAAUCACCAGUGUUUCAGCUGUAAGAAAGCAGGCCAGGAGGUGACUCGCUGCUCCGUGAGCGGAUGUGGCUGUCAUUACCAUGAGGAUUGUGUCCGUAAACUGCCAGGCACCACCAGCAGCUCAGGGGGUGGCUUCAGUUGCCCCCAGCACAGCUGUGCCACCUGCUGUCUGGAGCGAGACCUGCAGCGAGCCAGCAAAGGUCGCCUGAUGCGUUGCAUCCGCUGUCCGCUGGCGUACCACACGGGCGACAGCUGCGUGGCGGCGGGCAGUGUCAUUCUCACACAUCACAUCAUGAUCUGCAGCAGCCACGGCAGCACCAGGAAGAACGGCCUCCUCACCUCCCCCAUCAAUGUGGGCUGGUGCUUCCUGUGUGCCCGAGGGCUGUUAGUGCAAGACCUUACUGACACCAUAUUAAGUUCAUAUGCCUAUAAGUCCCACUACCUUCUGACUGAGUCAAAUCGUGCUGAGUUGAAAUUACCUAUGAUUCCCUCUCCUUCGUCAGCUACCAAAAAGAAUGUUGGGAAAGGAGGCAAGUUGCUGUGCUGCGACUCAUGCCCUGCUUCCUUCCACCCGGAGUGUCUGGAGAUGGAGAUGCCGGAGGGGCCAUGGUCCUGCAGUGACUGUAGGGACGGAAAGAAGCCUCACUACAAACAAAUAGUCUGGGUCAAACUAGGCAACUACAGGUGGUGGCCAGCCGAGAUCUGCAACCCUCGUUUGGUGCCCUCGAACAUCCAGAGUCUUCGCCACGACAUCGGUGACUUCCCUGUCUUUUUCUUCGGCUCGCAUGACUACUACUGGAUCAACCAGGGCCGUGUCUUCCCUUAUGUCGAGAACGACAAAAACUUUGUGACGGGUCAGAUUAACAUCAACAAGACUUUCAAGAAAGCUCUGGAAGAAGCAGCCCGGAGAUUUCAGGAACUCAAGGCUCAGAGGGAGAGCAGGGAAGCUCUUGAGCAGGAGCGAAACUCUCGCAAACCGCCACCCUAUAAAUGUAUAAAGUCCAACAAACCCGUGGGGAAAGUGCAUAUGCAUGUUGCAGACUUGUCCGAAAUCCCACGCUGCAACUGUCGGCCGACAGACGAGCAUCCGUGUAGCUUGGACUCUCAGUGUCUCAACCGCAUGCUGCAGUAUGAAUGUCACCCUCAGGUCUGUCCUGCGGGAGACAAUUGUGAGAACCAGUGUUUUUCCAAACGUCUGUACACUGAGACAGAAGUGAUAAAGACAGAUGGUCGUGGAUGGGGCCUCAGGACCAAUCAAGCUUUGAGGAAGGGUGACUUUGUGACUGAAUAUGUUGGAGAAGUUAUUGACUCAGAGGAGUGCCAGCAGCGAAUCAAACGUGCCCAUGAAAACCACGUAACAAACUUCUACAUGCUAACCCUUACCAAGGAUCGUGUGAUAGAUGCUGGUCCCAAAGGGAAUUCUGCUCGGUUCAUGAACCACAGCUGCAGCCCAAACUGUGAAACCCAAAAGUGGACGGUUAACGGAGAUGUCCACAUCGGACUCUUUGCUCUCUGUGACAUUGAGGCUGGCACAGAGCUCACGUUCAACUACAACCUGCAUUGCGUGGGCAACAGAAAAGCAUCUUGCCACUGCAAAUCAGAUAACUGCUCAGGUUUCCUCGGGGUGCAGCCAACUAGUGCUGUGGUGAUGGAGAAAGAGGAGAAGGCAAGGAACGCCAAACUGAAGCAGAAGAAGCGGAAGCUGCGGCUGGAGGGCAAACACAUGCACGAGUACUUCUGUUUUUGCUGUGGAGAGGGUGGAGAGCUGGUGAUGUGCGACAGGAAGGACUGUCCCAAAGCGUACCACCUGCUGUGUCUCAACCUCACCAAGCCGCCAUACGGGCGUUGGGAGUGUCCGUGGCACAACUGCAGUAUCUGUGGUGGUCAGGCCUCGUCACUCUGUGACUUCUGUCCUCGCUCCUUCUGCCAAGAUCAUGAGGCAGGGGCACUCACCGCCUCCUCAUUGGAGGGCCGCCCCUGUUGUUCCAGCCACAACCCUCUCAGUCCCCUGAGCUCCAACCCCGGCUCCACCAAGCAGCCGCCGCUGCUGCCACUCCCGCCUUCCUCUCUGAGCCCCGUCACAGUCAAAGAGGAACCACAGAGAGACGAUGUGGCGCCGUCGUUACCUCAUUCCCUGUAAAGUGCACUCCUGGCACUCCACCCUGCCACCUGGGCUGCUGUACACCUGUGCUCACUAAAGGGAAUUUUUCACUUUUUUUGUGUGUCGGACCUUCAGAGCCAGGACGACAAACUCCUGGAUGUUGAUUGUGGCGACCGCAGUGCGAUUAGAGCACCACCAGAUGAGAACGUGCACCCCCUCGCCAUAAAACAAAUCCAGCCGCUCCAAAAUCCUGGAUCAACACCUCAUUUUGUUCCGUCUUUGGAUUAUAAGUAUUGUCAGUGGCUGGCACUUUGAAGGAAGUGAGAUGCCCGGAGGGGAGGGGACGCCACAUCGCUGCUCCUCUUGUUUACCUGCUGUACACUGUGUGGCUAGUGUCUUUUACACACACAAACACAGACACACACUUCCACUGCCACUCCUCAUGUGACCUAUCAUCUAGCUUGGUCUUUGCAGAAAAGGAGGGGCAACAUUUUUGUGCAAUUUUAAUUUUUAGGACCACACUACAUUCCAACAUUCCUUUGAUCAUGUUUUUUGAUAUACUUAUGAGUAUAGAUGAAUAUAAUUAUAUACGUAUCUAUGUUUGUUAAUGUUUACAUGCAAGAUUCUUCCUCACGUCAUCUCGGUGAGUGGUGUAUUUCUUUGUUUAGGUGUUGCGCAGACCUCCUUGUGAAAAUUGUCCUAUUAAGGUGAAAUACUGUAUAAUGGUAUAUAGCGUACUGGUAUGACAUUACACAAGUACUUGUGACGUUUCAUUUUUCCCUCAUUCACAUGUACAUAAUUGGUAUCAUAUUGUAAAGUACUUACCAACAGGCAGGGAGUUAUGUCACCUGCCCUCUACAGUUGUUUUUUUUUUUGCCCUCUACAGUUGUUUUUUUUUUUUUUUAACAUGACAGACAGGGGGGUAAAGGUCUGUUCUACAUUUUCUCUGAGCCGUUGUGCGUCGUCAUGUAGAGGGAAGUUAAUCAGCCUUAAGGGUCCCAUUGUGGCUGGAGGAACUACUGCCCAGAUUCAGUAAUGUUUGUUGUACUGUGACCUUUUUUUUUUUUAAUUCUUUUUUUUUUAUUUUUGCCAAAACUCUCUGAAAAGCACUUU
Doryrhamphus excisus (bluestripe pipefish) is the source of this 6296-nucleotide messenger RNA. RefSeq names its product nuclear receptor binding SET domain protein 3 (gene nsd3). NCBI's taxonomy places the organism in Eukaryota, Metazoa, Chordata, Actinopteri, Syngnathiformes, Syngnathidae. The record is from RefSeq and is a predicted model, not a curated record. Gene Ontology annotation, cellular component: nucleus. Gene Ontology annotation, molecular function: histone methyltransferase activity; protein binding.